Aspergillus campestris IBT 28561 is the source of this 627-nucleotide messenger RNA. RefSeq lists its product as uncharacterized. Bases 1 to 627 code for a protein of 208 amino acids. The transcript is spliced from 3 exons. NCBI's taxonomy places the organism in Eukaryota, Fungi, Ascomycota, Eurotiomycetes, Eurotiales, Aspergillaceae. The record is from RefSeq and is a predicted model, not a curated record.
AUGUCGUCGCGACUGCUCACUAUGAAGUUCAUGCAACGCGCUGCUGCCACAGCCGCUGCGAAGGAAUCUUCUCAAAAACCCUCGAGCACUGAUCCCAAUACGCCCUCACCCAAACGACAGAAAGUCGGCUACAACGACGCAACGCAAAGCCCCUCCGGUACGCCUACGUCUGAUCUAGAAGCCAUAUCGGCUGCCCUGGCGGCUGAGGAGGAGAAGCGUCGGGAGGCGGUUACACGACAAGCUGCGGAGGCGGGCGAAUCCGAGUGGGUGCUCGACUACGGCAAUGACGCUUUCAAUCAGUAUCCGUCGCAACCGCCUGUGGUUGUGGCCGAUUCGUUGGAUGUUGAUAGUGAGGAUAUGGAUUAUGGUGGACGCCAAUCAUACGGGAACUACAAGAAAAAGAACAAGAACUGGAAGGCGAACAAAGAUCCAGAGUCUGGAAGCGAGGAAGAGGACGACGAGGAUAUUGACGCCUUGAUAGAAAGUGGCAAGAAAAAGGCGAACAAGAAAGACAAGGACAGGGCCCACCAGCCGGUCAGGUUGUCCAAGCUCACGUCGAUAUCCGGUGGGGGUCAAAUUCAAGGCGGGGGGAUGAGCAGAUCCCAGAAGAAGCGCAAGAGCAAGUAA